UCAAAAAAUUGUUAUUUUUUGUUUUUGUGCGCGCGUGUGUUGAGUGGUUUUUUUUUAUCGGGCCAAAGCCAAAAGUGUUUCUAUUAUCGGGCGACGGAGCAUUAUAAUAAACUAGCAGCUCCCAGCAGAAGAUGGGCAACGCCGGCUACUCAUGCAUCCGCCGCACCUUUUGCUGGCUCAACAUCAUUCUGUGGCUGUGCAGCUGCGCCUUCCUUGGAGCCGGCCUGUGGCUGCGCCUCAGCUACGAGGGCUACGCAACGCUGCUGCCACAGAAUGCGGGACUGAGCGCGGACACGAUCUUCAUGUGCAUCGGCGGCAUCGGAUUUGUGGUCAGCUUCUUAGGCUGCUGCGGCGCUUGGGUACAGUCCCGCUGUCUGCUGGUGCUGUACUUUAUGCUGAUUGUGAUGCUGUUCAUGAGCGAGUUCCUGGUGGGCUCCAUUGCGUUCCUCUUUCGCGGCGGACUCGGACGCACGCUGGCCAACGAGCUGCGCUUCGGCAUCGAGCGCCAUUACAAUGCCAGCGAUCGGGGCUCGCUGGUGGCGCCAUCUGUGGCAGCCAUUUGGGACAGUGUGCAGCAGUCGUUUGAAUGCUGCGGCGUGUCGUCGUACGAGGACUGGUAUGACAUACAGUCGUGGAGCGGCAAGCGUUGGGUGCCGGACUCCUGCUGCCGCCAGCUGUACGAUCAGCGCCAGCUGAUGACCGAGGGCUCCGGGGAUGGGGUGAUGCGCGUGGAUUGCGGCAGAUCCGAGAAUCCCACAUUGUGGUGGGACAAGGGCUGCGCCCAUUCGCUGCAUAGUUGGUUCAAUGGCCAGCUAAAUGUGAUCGGCGCCAUCGGACUGGGCAUUGCGUUUGUCCAGCUCUUCGGGCUGAUUACCUCGAUGCUGUUGUUCUGCACGGUGAAGCACAAGAAGGUCUCCGACACGUACAAGUCGUACUCGCCAUCGAUUGAUCCGCAGACGCGCACCAGCAGCUGGGAGGAUUGAACUCAUCUCUAGAUUGAUCCGAUCCUCCGCAACACGCGGAGAAUUUCUAAAGCAAGGCGCCGAGACACAGGCUAUUGCAAAUAUUAUUACCCCCCCCCCC
This is a messenger RNA of Drosophila montana, 1083 nucleotides long. It is a transcript of the gene Tsp5D, whose product is annotated as Tetraspanin 5D. Lineage: Eukaryota; Metazoa; Arthropoda; Insecta; Diptera; Drosophilidae. The transcript is spliced from 5 exons. The coding region runs from base 132 to 983 and encodes 283 amino acids. Gene Ontology annotation, cellular component: plasma membrane. The record is from RefSeq and is a predicted model, not a curated record.